Molecule: messenger RNA, 1137 nt
Organism: Colletotrichum chrysophilum
Lineage: Eukaryota; Fungi; Ascomycota; Sordariomycetes; Glomerellales; Glomerellaceae
Exons: 4
Coding region: 1-1137 (378 amino acids)
Source: RefSeq, a predicted model, not a curated record
AUGUCCUUCUUCGAAUACCCCCCGAAACCAAAGUCCUCCCUAGGCUACCAUCGCAUCCUCUCCCCGACAGCCUCCUUGAAGGUCUCCCCAAUCUGCCUCGGCGGUAUCGGCAUCGGCCACUCCUGGUCCUCCAUCUUCGGCAAGAACGAAGACCCCUUCGCCCUCCUCGACGCAUACUUCGCCCUCGGCGGCAACUUCAUCGACACCUCCAACAUCUACAACUCAGAAGACUCGGAGCGUCUCAUUGGAGAAUGGAUGGAGAAGCGCGGCGUGCGGGACCAGAUCGUCUUGGCCACCAAAUACACCGCGGGUUUCCGCUCGUACAACCGCGAGAAAGAGCCACUGCAGAGUAAUUUCACAGGGAAUUCGGCCAAGAGCAUGCACAUUUCCGUCCGAGAGAGUUUGAAGAAGCUGAGGACGGACUACAUUGAUGUAUUGUACGUGCACUGGUGGGAUUGGGCCACAGGCGUGGAGGAGGUUAUGAGGGGCCUGCAUGCGCAUGUCAUGGCGAAGGAGGUGCUGUAUCUGGUCGCCCGCGCCAACGGUCUCACGCCCUUCUCGGUCUACCAAGGACGCUGGAACGCCGGCUUCCGCGACAUGGAAGCGGAGAUCAUCCCGAUGUGCGAGGACCAGGGCAUGGCCAUCGUUCCCUGGGCAGCUCUCGGCGGCGGCAAGUUCCUGACCGCCGAGGAAAGAGAGGCGCGCGAUAAAGACCCCAACGCCCGCAAGUCUUCUCACGGGCAGGAGGUCUCGGUCGCCCUCUGCGAGGCGCUUGAAAAGAUUGCAAAAGAGAAGGGCGCGACUCUUCGGUCGAUCGCCCUGGCUUAUCUAUUCCAUCAAUCCCCUUACGUCUUCCCAAUCGUCGGCGUCAACACCGUCGCGCACGUCGAGGCCAUCCCCGAAGCAAUCGGCAUCGAGCUUUCCAAAGCAGAUAUUGAUCUCAUCCACGAAGCCUCGCCGUUUGACCCGCGGUUCCCGAUGAACUUUGCGUUUGGUUACAUGAAGGGCGGGAAGUAUGAUUUGAGUCUAACGGCUGCGGACAACCAGCAGUACACUAUUGCGGCGUGGAUCGAUGCGCCGCCGAAGCCUUUGCCAUACAAGCCUAGGAAGGUCUCGGAGACGGAGGCUCAGGAGUGA